Molecule: messenger RNA, 1353 nt
Organism: Oppiella nova
Lineage: Eukaryota; Metazoa; Arthropoda; Arachnida; Sarcoptiformes; Oppiidae
Source: the annotation of a GenBank genome assembly
AUGAGAUUAUACGCGGACCUGGUGUGGCUCAAGUGGUGUUUUAGUGUCCCUAAGUUUCAUAUAUGGGCCCUAACAUGGCUUAAGAUGCAAAUGAGUGCAAUCAUUAUUCUGUACCCAAUAUUAAGGAUAUGGUUGUGGACUAAAAAUCACCAAUUAGUCAAUUCAUAUGUCCAGAAUCUGAUGCUGUCAGUGAUUGCUUGGCAUAUCACCAAUAUGUCGACUACACGAGAAGCGCCGACAUUAUCUCAAUUCUUAUAUUUUCUAUACGCCCCGACAUUACUCUAUAGGGAUAACUACCCGAGGACCAAUAAAGUCAAUUGGAAACUGGUCAUCUGGUAUUUCCUUCAGGUGCUGGCAGUCAUGUUUUGCAUGUUUGCGAUCACCUGGCGAUUCGUUGAGCACAACUUCAAGUGGACAGGUAUUAAGGCGUUUGAAAUCAGGCAAUUGGUGUACUUACUGUUGAAUUCCUCACUGGUUGGCAUACAAUUGAAACUAUUGAUGUUUUACGGACUAUUGCACUGUUGGCUGAACGGGUUCGCCGAGAUGAUGAGGUUUGGGUACCGGGAGUUUUACAGUGAUUGGUGGAACUGCUCAGAUUAUGUGGUCUUUUACCGCAAGUGGAAUAUCAUUGUCCACGACUGGCUCAGGGCAUAUAUUUUUGACACAUGUAUAUCGUCCUAUACACUGGGGUUAAGAGGAAAUAAAGACAUAUCGGCGCUCUGGGUGUUCCUAAUAUCGGCGGUAAUUCACGAAUAUAUUCUUGCGGUGGCCUUUGGUUUCUUCCUACCGGUGCUGUUUCUAUCAUUCUUCAUAAUGGGAGUGUUGCUAUUUUUCGUCGGCAAAUUCAAGUCCAAGGGCUCGUUAAACAAGAAUCACAUGAAUACUACCACUCAUAAUAAUAAUCAACAGUUAACAUCACAAAACACAUCACUUUCGUUGGGAAAUAUGCUAAUGUUUGUGAGCCUGUGUCUGGGUUGGGGUCUAAUGGUGAUGCUGUAUAGCUUGGAAUGGUACUCGAGAAUCAAUUGCCCGGCAAAUGAUGUAAGCAUAUGCUGCGGGAAAAUCUCUAUGGAGUCAUGUAUUGCCACGAUUCUGGAGCUGUAUAACCAUUAAAUGAUUGCCAACCGAAUGGUUAAUGAAUUUUAUAAUUACUAUUAAUAGGAAGUUGAGUACAAAAAUAUAUAUCAAAUUAUUAAUUAAUGACUUCUUGUAUAUUUCUGUCAUUAAUGUGUGAAAUAAAAAAGUUAAUAAUUUUCUAACUAAGCAUUGCGCUGACAGUGACUAUGGGGGCAGGUAUUUGACUAACUUAUAACAAAUAAAAGUGGUUGUCCUUCGAGUAGCAUUUUUCCCGUG